CACAAAAUGCUGCAAAAUAGUGUAAUUUAACACCCAGCUCCUAAAAUAUCUUUGGUUCACGGCACUCAGCCAUUAUAAGCGCAUCAAGCAGCUUUCAAAGCGUUAGCUGCAGUGGCAUCGGGAAAAUGAAGCCUCGGCUGUUAGUUAUCCUACAGGCGAGCUCACGAGAUCCUUCGAGUAAAAUUUAACGUGCCGCCACAUACGCGAGGGUACUUGCUCCUGUUUCGUGUCCCGGCAUGUGAAGCUGAGAAGAUGCCCCGUCAAGUGGUGAGAGGGUACUCGAGAGAUCGGUACACCAUACGUACGAGUGUGAGCCUUUGUGGAUGUUGGAUAUUGCGUAAAUUGAGCUUUCGCUGUGACUUAAGCGCUUAGAUGUUUUUACGCAUAUCAGUAAAAUUUAUAUUCAGCUAAUAUCGUAUGAUCGCAUUUACGAAACCAAGCUAAAAUUGAAGGAUAAAUUUAGAGAAUGAUUUAAUUUUGUUUACAAAGCUUAUGCAUGUUAGGCAACUCAUAAAAGCUCCGCAAAACAUCCCUUUUGUCACUGAAUUACACGUUCCCUAGCGAACGACAGCAAAACAGUAUAAUAUUGCGAAAUCUUACGCACAAGCUUACAUCGGCAUACCAAUUAGAUUCCGUUAUAUUGCAAACUAUUCAGCAGAAAUUGCCCAAACAUCCACCCGCUAAAGAGUGAAAGGCUUCGUCUGAAAUUCGAGAAGCAUCAAGGAUGCGCAGGAUACGUAGCUCGUCGUGCUUCCGUCGAGUCCGGCUUCUUAACUAAGACACACCGAAAUAACAGAUUUAUCACAACGUCGCGGGCGGCUGAAUUUCACCGAGUCGCAAAUUAAUUGAAGCGCGAUUCCUGCCAGCGAUAAGGCAUACACGAUAAUAUAAGCGCGAUUUUUCUAGGCGCUUUCGCGUGACCUGAUAUGCGGGAUCGCUCGAGAGAGCGACAGGAAUUUCGAGUUACGAGGGCAGCGGCGGACUAGGUCCGUGAGUUGCGUGUUUAUUGGCUGUUAUGGAGUUAUGUGGGAACUGAGUUACAAAGUAAACGCGCGAGAGACGCGUCGGAGGUGCGAUGGGGAAAGGUCGUCUUCUAUGCGUAUACUGGAUCGCUGGAGCCGAGCUCUGUGAAUGGGACGUACGGUAUGAUGCCGCGCGUUUUGAUCUUAUCUACGAUCUGGACACUCGCUCUAUGGCUGUGUGAAUGUAUACCUGUAAUGUAUACAAUGAUUGACAUUAGUCGGUAGCGAGAUGUUGUAUAUUCACCGUAGAACUUUUCGGGCUUAGCGUUAAUUGAUGUUCCGGGCGAGCUAUCUGAGCAAUAAUUUCUCUGGUUAUAUUUAUUUAAAAAUGCUACUAUCGAUUAGAUUUAUUAAGCGUGAAUAAUAUUCGGCGGCGGGUAACGAGCUAUCUACAAUAUUUAUCGGGGCAUAAAUAUCUUGCGAUGAUCGUAAAUAAACGUAGAUGCAAAAUGUAAUCGUAUAUGAUUUAGCUCUUUCGCGAAGAUCGAAAAUUCAUAAAGUGAUCCAAAAAUACCGGAAAUCAUGGAUGCAUUGAUUUAAUACAUUUAUAAAAAAUAGCGACGAAUUCCAAUUUGACGAUCCAACCAAUAUAAUAUCGCAAUCAUUUCUAUGUUAAUGAAAUAUAAAUUGGAAUUCGGCGUUUUCGCAAUAACAAUCCGCGCGAGAACAAACUGCCACGAAUCCGUUUCGUUCUGCACACGUUCACAAAACUGCCGACGAAUAUAACAAUUUGACGAUCCCGAUGAAAAGCACACGAGAGUGAGAGAGCUUCAGACUAAAAUAUAACGCUGUCGAAAUUCGGAACAAACAUAAGUGCGUGCUUCACAGCGGCGCCAUCAACAAUUCGGACAGCGAGUGUACUUAACGUCUCUGCAGCGCGUCGAGACUCGCGCGAGCCAAAAGUCGCAUUUUCGAAAAACGGAUGUUGCCCAACUACAUAGUCGAGAAGAAAGAAUUAGAUUGAGAGACUAUAAAAUCACUCGAAUGUGUGCUUACGUUUGAAUAAAUCUGAAUAAUUCGUACUGGACCCUACCUUGGCGCGCGGAUGCAUCGAUUCACUCCGCGGACCCAUCUUUCGAAAGCUGUGAGGGCGCCCGAAUGAAAACUCAUCGGCUGCAUUAAUUCGGCUCGAGAGUGUAUACCUGGGUACACAUUUUCAUCACAGUAAUUGCAGAUUUGAGAGCCGUGUAAACAAUAAUAUACAGCGUUCGAGAGAGUUUUGACGAAGUUCGUAUUAUAAGCGCGCGUGAGGUGAAUCGCGCAUAUAGAUUAAAAAUAAACGCUCGCGGUUGAAAUACACAAGUGCGGCGUUGUACGAGUCGAUAUUCCACGCACGCGAGGGACAGUGUUAUGCGAGAGUAAAAAGCGAUUUGAAUUGCGAGAGUUGUGUAUCUUCGUUAAACAAUAAUGAAGCGUCGGCGAUCGUUAAUCCGCAUACAGCGCGACGGGCCGUGAGUCACCGGUAUACAUUCGGCGACACAUUCGAUUUGUUGAACGACUCCAACGAUGAAAGUACCGAUUUAUCUAGUCCUCGUCAUCGACCCUCCGAAAUCCUGACGAAAGUAGGAAACAGCGCGUUACGUCGUGCGCCGAUCCUCCGCACAACGGCUCGUUGCGUCCUUGCUCUCGAUGUUACGCGGCAUUGCGAAAGGGAACAUCAGGCGCGUAUACUUACGCCGGCUCUCGAAGACAGUCCCGCUCCCGAUGCGUUCAUCGCGGAAGAUGAAUAAGGUCCAUUAGCCGAUGAUGACGCCGGCAUUGGCGGCGCGUAGGGGAGGCGCCGGUCGGCCAUACGCGCGCUGCCUUUGCCCUCACCUACGACUACUACUUUGAGAGGUUCGUGGAGAGGAGAGGAGAGCUCGACUGGCCGAUAUGCGUCGAAGAGGUGUGUGCGUAUCUGUGAUUGUAUAAAAGCGAGGGCCGUCGACGGAGCCAAAUCAAAGCGACUUCCGAGCCGAGAAGAGAAGCAACAUGCAGGUAUUCGUAGUUCUUCUGAGCGUAGCAGCGGUGGCGCUGGCCAGUCUAGAACCGGCCGGCUAUCGACCGCCAGGUUCCAGCUCGUCCCAGUACCUGCCGCCUCACCUCCAGCAGCACCACGAACACGACCACGACCACGACCACGAGCAUCACCAUCAGUCGCAAGCGAACAAUCCCUCGACGGCCUCCCAGUACCUGCCACCCUCUUACAACCAUCCAGCUGCACCCGCUGCCAAUCCUAACAGCCAAUACCUGCCUCCUCGGGCUCGUCAACAGCAGCAGCCACAACGUCCAUCUUCCAACUACUUGCCAGCAGCCGACAAGCCGAUUCCCAGCCUGGCACCGCCAUCUCCACCUGCCAACGACUACCAGCCACCAGCCCAGUCCGGCAACCAGCAGUCAUCUAACGAAUACCUGCCACCUCAGAGCAGCAGACCAACCAGUGCUCCGGCUAACGACUACCUGCCGCCCAGCAGAACUACCCCAGCCGUGCCCGCCAAUGACUACCUGCCACCUCUCAAGCCCUCGACCCCGAGCAUCCCAGCCAAACCCGAGUACCUGCCCCCAGCCAAGACUGGACAGUCGGCAGUGCCUCCCAAGAGCGACUACCUGCCACCCAGCAGCAGCAGCAGCAGCAGAGUGAACAGCAGAUAUUCCGCCACGACUCCGGUGCCCAGGAUCUCCGUCGUCUCGGUCUCGCCCUACAAGCUCGACGGUCCAGCUUAUUCCAAGCCUCAGCCCAAGUUCUCGGGACUGGCCACUUCGGCCUCCUCCAGUCCAGCCAGAAGCGGAUACCCCCAGAGAGGCUACCCCUCGGGUGCCCCAGCUGCCAAGAGCUUCGAGCAGCCCGCCGACAACUACCUGCCACCUCUGGGCCACGACGAGUCUUCCCAGGGAUACGAGUCCUCCGCCGCUCAGAACGCUGGCUACCAGUACGGAGCUGCCGCUCGCUCCGAGCAGACGACGGAACCAGCCAAGUACGAGUUCGAGUACCGCGUGAGCGAUGAGUUCGGCAACGACUUCGGCCACAAGGAGUCUCGCGACGGAGCCCAGACCUCCGGGGUCUACAGUGUGCUCCUACCCGACGGCCGUAAGCAGAUCGUCCACUACGAGGCCGACGAGAACGGCUUCAAGCCCAGGAUCUCGUACGAGGAAGCUGCCUCGGUUCUCGGCCCCAAAACUCCCACCUUAGCUGACAUCGGUUUCGGAGGAUACGACAAGAACGCCAACAGCCUCGACGCCCACCAGGGACCUUACUAGUCCGCUCGCGAUCUUCUUAUAUAACUCAGGAUAUGCGAACUCGUUCACACCACGACAUAGUACAAUUAAACUAACUCGACGCUGAGCAUUAUGAUAGUGUAGUAAAAAAAGGAGCGCGAUGAACCAGCACAAUCCAAGCGAUCCCAGCUGGAAUAAUCGCUAUAUAAUCGUGCGGGAGAGGAGUAGAAGAGUGCAAAUGCAGAAACGCUGUACACUUACGCGGGCGAGAGUAAGUGGGACGAAAUUUUUGACGGUUUUUAUCUCGCACGCGUUGCGCCCUCGGUUAAACCAGAAAAAAUACACGUUUUUUUUUUAACAAACAUCGCGUCGAGAGCAGGCGAAAGCGCUGAUGGACGUUUCGAUUUGCCGGAAAAAAUUGCGAGCUGUGCCGAUCGAACGCUUCCCUUACUCGCGGCCGCGUUUGCAUCCACGUCGUAUACAUAUACGCAGUGUUCUCAUAAUUGUACGAUUUCUUUAUAAUCCGAACGCGCAGUGCGGUGUGGAGUUAUUAUUCGCGUUUUAUUAUAUGCAUAUUAAUCGUGUACCUCCAUUAGAACUCUGAUUUUUCGUCGCAGAGAGUUUAUCGCACUGCAGUUUCGCUGUAUAUGUUAUACCAUAAUAUAUAACGUAGUCGUAAUUAAGUAAUGUCUCUCAUUUGAAUAAUACAAUACGUUAGAGCGAAUUAUUUAGCAAAUGCGCGAGCGCGACAGAAGCAUUAAUACCGAAUAUUAUGGGAUAAGCAACGAUCCUGCUUUUGAGUACUUACAUUACUUUACACUUUUGUACAAAUUGUAGAAAAAAAAAAAAAGAAAAAUAUAUGCGUAUAAUAUUUAUAACAUGUAAUCAGAGCCAUGUGUCACGUAUUCAUUAAUCAAGAUAUAAUCCCCACCGACAAGAGAAAGAUAUGCAAAGUAUUCCGUUACAUUUAUUCAAACGAUACACAUCCACAGCGAAUGAAGCGCGAGGAAUCACGAUAGGUAUAUAUACGUGUACGUAUAAGUUACGCAAGAUCGAGCGCGGAAACGCGCGCGACAGCCUGUCACGCAAUCCGCCACAGUUGUCAGCCCGAAGAUCAGCUCGCGUCAACGGCCCAUUCAAAUUUCCCUCGCUCUCGACCUUUCCAUAUGUGCGCUCGAGCUGCACGAAAAGCUUCUCGCUGUUUUUGGCGAAGAGCCGCGAGACUAUACGCGUAGUUUAAAUGUAUAUGUUCCUCGAUUUCGUCAGGCUGUUAUUCUAAUUCCCAUAUUAUGCACGCAGCCUUCCUCCCUCUUUUUUUUUAAUUAUCUUCUUCGAGGAUGUUCGAGCGGUGAAGGCAAUUCUCGAAAUUCGGGAAUCUGGAUCACGGAGUCACCCGCGAGGACUAAUCAAAUCUGCAGACAGAAUACGUAAUGCACGAGCGCCAAGGUGGUAUUUAGUCUCCAAACACAAUUUUUCGCCAAAGCCGAGAGCGACAUCGGCGCCGCGGUUAGAUCACACGGCGCAUUUUGCGCGGGACUAUAUUAUCAAGUUGCCACACACAUAGACGCCGAGAGCUAUACGUAUAGACGUGUAAGAGCGAGAGAUACACGUGUUUCGGCUGGAUCUUCUCCGGCGCAUUACUUUCACAUCGGAGGCAGAGUCGCCGAGUAAGUAUGCGUGAGUGUGUGCGAGAGGAGUUUUGUUUCGCUACUUCGUUACGCGGCCGAUCCUCCUUUCGCAACGUGGCGUUUGUAUUGGGCGUAUUUGUAACCGAGAGAGAUAUCACCGAUGAUUGUAUUAUGCGGAAACGCUCGUUUGCGGUGUAGGCAGCUGUUUUCAACGAGGUUUCCUCUAAUGUAAUUUUAGCUCGAUCUUUUGACGUACAAAACAGGCGAUGUUUUGCCGUUAAAGCCUCGUGAGUGCCUUAAUUGUAAAAUAGAAAAUUUAAAGUGUUACUUUGUAAAAGCGAUUUUCUGGCGGCUCAGUCGUAUAUUGUACGGCGUCUUCCUUCGAAAAGUGCCCGUACUUUCAGCAUCGCCAUCAUCAACAACAACUUCAUCCGUCCGAACAAUAAGUCUAUUACGCGCGUUUGAUGAAAUAAUAGAAACUCGCUUAUAGUAGAACACAAUAUAAAAAAAAAACACAACACUAUACGAGUUUCACCGAUCCAAUAUCAAACGUCGCUAUUCGUGCCAAAAUUAAUCAGACUUCCGCUAGCGAGUCGCACACGUACACAACGGCCAUUAAUUAAUAUUGGAAACAGCCGCGAGUUAUAUCUUUGCGCGCGCGGCUGCUGCCGCAAUCGCUAUAGUAUAAUUUUCCCGCGUUCGAUCGAUCCUUUUCUCUCUCUCUCUCUCUCUCAUUUUUCAGCGGUAUCAGUCCAUGCAAAUAUUUUACGGCUUUUAAAACGCUCGUAAAACGACGUUUCGCGCUCGCGCUGCUCGAAAUAAAAGUAAUCUCCACUAUUGAAUCGCGCUUGAUUUUUACGCGCCUGCAGGAAGAAUGUUUCAUUGGCGGUGCGAUGUUCCUUUUUUUUUUAUUUUAGUCAAGCACUACUACUACUACUACACGAUACAGCCGCGUAAUGAAUAUAAAGACUUGUUGCUCGUGAAGUAUAGUGCGGCGCGCCGAUACGAUGUUAACGACCCGGUCGCGGAAAAAAGGAAUCGCAGCGAUAAAUUUCUAUAGUGGCUUGUAUAGGAGACUCUAUUAGUCGAGUGCCUAUAGAUAAGCAUCAUCCUCGUGGGUUCACUACGCAUAUUUGCUCUCAUACGAUCCAAUAUUAUUGAGCUAUUCGUGUGUUUCAAUUUGCGCAACGAUGCACACUUGCAUCAGGCUUUACAUAUAUACGACAGCGAUUGCAGCGCGCGACGUCUUUGAUAAGUGCAUUUUCUGAUACUCGAGUCGAUCAAGCUGUGCAGAGCGUCGAAUCCGUCUGAUGUCUCUUGUCGGCGAAAUCGGGCUCCGGGAUGCAUUACGCGCAAGAGAAAGGAGCCCAUUAUCGGGAUCUAUAUAGAUAUAGAUAGGCAAUAAGGGCGCAGAAUCGAUUGGGUAAUCCAAAUAAAUUCACAGGCUCGAGGGAGAGCGCACGUUUUCUGUUUUAAAUUAUUAUAUUGUACGAACACGUAUACAUAUAUAGAAGAGAUUACAUGCAUGUAUACAUAAGGUAAGAGGGUGAUGAUGCUUUGUAUAGUGUGGAGCUGCUACGAUAUGUGUAUACAGUAUAUAUAUGGGUAAUUAUUACCCACGCGUCGUGGGGGUUACAGUUAUUGUUAUCAUUAUUUUUUUUUACGUUUUUUCACUUGCUUGCUUCUUCUGGUUAGGGGCGUAUGUAUAUAUAUAUAGCUGUGUACAUCUGUACACAGUCGGAUACACGUGGUAUAGUAUACGAUCAUCGCGUAAUGUACAUGUAUAUAUAUGGUAUGUAUAUGAGCACAAUGAGCUAUGUUACAAAAUGGACAACGCGCGGAUACACGUGUAGGGACGUGCACCGCUGCGACGUUAUCUCGUGUUACAAUCAGAUAUGACAGAGAAUAUCGGUCGUGUGAGUGUCGUAUGUGUAUGUGUGUAUAUGCGUUAUGUAUAAAAAUAUGAGUAUUUUCAACAAGUUUAUAUAUUCAACUCAUCUCGCUCGUUAAAUAUAUGUGCGAAUAUUUCUCCCUCUCUCUCUUUUAACUUUAUUAAAUUAUCGCUGUCUUCAUUCCCAACUGUCGCGGCUCGUUCUCUCUCUCUCU
Messenger RNA from Nasonia vitripennis (jewel wasp), 7951 nucleotides. Its product is annotated as cuticular protein RR-2 family member 27. Lineage: Eukaryota; Metazoa; Arthropoda; Insecta; Hymenoptera; Pteromalidae. The coding region runs from base 2994 to 4259 and encodes 421 amino acids. The record is from RefSeq and is a predicted model, not a curated record. Gene Ontology annotation, cellular component: extracellular matrix. The transcript is spliced from 3 exons.